AUGCCUCCUCAAGACCGCCAUCAGCCGCUGUUAGCGGAGGAGCAGGAAGAGACUGCAUACGAUUCCUCGGAGAAGGUUGUGGUGGUCGGAAUCGAUGAGCACGAUGGCGACAUGGAGGCGCCGCCGUUCUCAUGGCGGAAGCUGUGGUUGUUCACGGGACCGGGAUUUCUGAUGAGCAUCGCGUUCCUGGAUCCCGGGAAUUUGGAGGGGGAUCUUCAGUCUGGGGCCAUUGCUGGGUACUCGCUCUUGUGGCUGCUCAUGUGGGCCACGGCUAUGGGCCUCAUCAUCCAGCUUCUCUCGGCCCGCCUCGGCGUCGCCACUGGGAGACACUUAGCUGAACUGUGCAGGGAUGAGUACCCCACAUGGGCUAGGAUUGUGCUCUGGCUCAUGACUGAAAUAGCUCUUAUUGGCUCUGACAUUCAAGAGGUUAUUGGAAGCGCUAUUGCUAUCAGGAUUCUCAGUAACGGCGUCGUUCCCCUUUGGGCUGGGGUCGUCGUUACUGCUUUAGACUGUUUCAUUUUUCUCUUUCUUGAGAACUAUGGUGUGAGGAAACUGGAGGCAUUUUUUGCUGUUCUGAUUGGUGUAAUGGCUCUCUCAUUUGCGUGGAUGUUUGGUGAAGCAAAGCCUAAUGGUGUUGAUGUUCUUGUUGGUAUUUUGGUUCCUAAACUUAGCUCCAGAACUAUACAACAAGCUGUUGGAGUUGUCGGUUGCAUUAUUAUGCCUCACAAUGUGUUCUUGCAUUCUGCGCUUGUUCAAUCAAGGCAGGUUGACCCCAGCAAGAAAGGCCGUGUUCAGGAAGCACUUAAUUACUACUCGAUAGAGUCCACCAUCGCCCUUGCAGUGUCCUUUGUGAUUAAUAUAUUUGUUACAACUGUGUUUGCAAAGGGGUUUUAUGGUACUGAAAUAGCAAACAACAUUGGUCUUGGAAACGCAGGGCAGUACCUUCAGGAGAAGUAUGGGGGUGGACUAUUCCCAAUCCUGUAUAUAUGGGGUAUUGGGUUGUUAGCAGCCGGCCAGAGUAGCACAAUUACUGGUACAUAUGCUGGACAAUUUAUCAUGGGGGGGUUUCUGAAUUUAAAGUUGAAGAAGUGGAUGAGGGCGUUGAUUACACGAAGUUUUGCAAUCAUCCCAACCAUGAUAGUUGCUCUUAUAUUCGAUACCUCAGAAGAUUCAUUAGAUGUUCUGAAUGAAUGGCUUAAUGUUCUCCAAUCCGUUCAAAUUCCCUUUGCACUCAUUCCCUUGCUUUGCUUGGUGUCCAAAGAACAGAUAAUGGGCAGUUUCAGAAUUGGUCCUGUCCUCAAGACUAUUUCCUGGCUUGUGGCUGCUCUGGUGAUUGUGAUAAACGGUUAUCUAUUGCUGGAAUUCUUCUCCUCUGAAGUGAAUGGAGCAAUGUUUGCCACUGUAGUGUUUGUAGUAACAGCUGCAUAUGUUGCAUUUGUACUUUACCUUAUUUCACGGGCCAUUACUUAUACACCGUGGCAAAGUUUAAUCAGAUCAAAGACAGUUGCUACCACAGACAAUUGA
This is a messenger RNA of Sphenostylis stenocarpa, 1524 nucleotides long. The record is from the annotation of a GenBank genome assembly. Lineage: Eukaryota; Viridiplantae; Streptophyta; Magnoliopsida; Fabales; Fabaceae.